Phyllostomus discolor (pale spear-nosed bat) is the source of this 5622-nucleotide messenger RNA. It is a transcript of the gene DIAPH1, whose product is annotated as diaphanous related formin 1. Gene Ontology annotation, molecular function: small GTPase binding; microtubule binding; actin binding. Gene Ontology annotation, cellular component: actin filament; cytoplasm. Lineage: Eukaryota; Metazoa; Chordata; Mammalia; Chiroptera; Phyllostomidae. The record is from RefSeq and is a predicted model, not a curated record. The transcript has 28 exons. The coding region runs from base 1 to 3801 and encodes 1266 amino acids. Gene Ontology annotation, biological process: actin filament polymerization; actin cytoskeleton organization.
AUGGAGCCGCCGGGUGGGGGUCCGGGACCCGGCCGCGGGGCCCGGGACAAGAAGAAGGGCCGGAGCCCGGACGAGCUGCCGCCGGCGGGCGGCGACGGCGGCAAAUCCAAGAAAUUUACUCUGAAGCGGCUCAUGGCAGAUGAGCUGGAGAGAUUUACCAGCAUGAGAAUUAAGAAGGAGAAGGAGAAGUCCAGUUCUGCUCACAGAAAUUCUGCCUUGUAUGGGGAUGAUCCCACAGCACAAUCAUUGCAAGAUAUUUCAGAUGAGCAAGUUUUAGCACUCUUUGAACAGAUGCUGGUGGAUAUGAACCUGAAUGAGGAGAAACAGCAGCCUCUCAGGGAGAAGGACAUUAUCAUCAAGAGGGAGAUGGUGUCCCAGUACUUGCACACGUCCAAGGCUGGCAUGAGCCAAAAGGAGAGCUCUCGGUCUCCCAUGGUGUACAUUCAGGAGCUGAGGUCAGGCUUGCGGGACAUGGCUUUGCUCAACUGCCUGGAGUCCCUUCGUGUCUCCCUCAACAACAACCCUGUCAGCUGGGUGCAAACGUUUGGUGCGGAGGGCCUGACCUCCUUGUUGGACAUCCUUAAACGACUCCACGAUGAGAAGGAGGAGACUUCUGGGAACUAUGAUAGCCGUAACCAGCACGAGAUCAUUCGCUGCUUGAAAGCUUUUAUGAAUAACAAGUUUGGAAUCAAGACCAUGUUAGAGACAGACGAAGGAAUCCUACUGCUGGUCAGGGCCAUGGACCCUGCUGUUCCCAACAUGAUGAUAGAUGCGGCCAAGCUGCUUUCUGCUCUUUGUAUCCUGCCACAGCCGGAGGACAUGAAUGUACGGGUUUUGGAGGCAAUGACAGAGAAAGCUGAGAUGGAUGAGGUGGAACGUUUUCAGCCACUGCUGGAUGGACUAAAAAGUGGGACCUCCAUUGCACUCAAGGUGGGAUGCCUACAGCUGAUCAAUGCUCUCAUCACCCCAGCUGAAGAACUUGACUUCCGAGUUCACAUCCGGAGUGAGCUGAUGCGGCUGGGGCUGCACCAGGUGUUGCAGGCCCUUCGGAAGAUCGAAAACGAAGACAUGCGAGUGCAGCUCAGUGUGUUUGAUGAGCACGCGGAGGAAGACUCCUACGACCUGAAGGCACGGCUGGAUGACAUUCGAAUGGAGAUGGAUGAUUUGGGUGAAGUCUUCCAGAUUCUCUUAAACACAGUGAAGGAUUCGAAGGCAGAGCCAUACUUCCUGUCCAUCCUGCAGCACCUACUCUUGGUCCGAAAUGACUAUGAAGCCAGACCGCAGUACUAUAGGCUGAUUGAAGAAUGUAUUUCUCAGAUAGUUCUGCGUAAGAACGGGGCUGAUCCUGACUUCAAGUGCCGGCACCUCGAGGUUGAUAUUGAGGGACUGAUUGAUCAAAUGAUUGAUAAAACAAAGGUAGAGAAAUCUGAAGCCAAAGCUACAGAGCUGGAAAAAAAGCUGGACUUAGAGUUAACAGCCCGACAUGAGCUACAGGUGGAAAUGAAAAAGAUGGAAAGCGACUUCGAGCAGAAGCUCCAGGAUCUUCAAGGAGAAAAGGAUGUACUGGAUUCUGAAAAGCAGCACAUUACCACAGAGAAGCAGAGCCUGGAAACAGAGGUGUCUCAGCUCACAGGAGAGGUUGCCAAGCUGUCCAAGGACCUGGAAGAUGCCAAGAAAGAAAUGGCUUUGCUCUCUGCUGCAGCUACUGCUGUAGCCCCGCCCAGCAGCGCUACUGUUCCCCCUGCCCCGCCUUUACCUAGUGACUCUGGCACUGUUGUUUCACCCUCAUCUCCUCUUCCUGAGGGUGGUGCCAUUCCUCCUCCUCCACCACCUCCCCCUCCUUUGCCUGGGGGUACUGCCAUCCCCCCACCUCCCCCUUUGCCUGGGGAUCCUGCCAUUCCCCCACCCCCUCCUUUGCCUGGGGAUUCUGCCAUCCCCCCACCCCCUCCUUUGCCAGGGAGUGCUGCCAUCCCACCACCUCCCCCUUUACCUGGGUGUGCUGCCAUCCCACCACCUCCCCCUUUACCUGGGUGUGCUGCCAUUCCCCCACCCCCUCCUCCCUUGCCUGGGGGCGCUGGCAUCCCCCCACCCCCUCCUCCCUUGCCUGGAGGACCAGGAAUGCCACCUCCCCCUCCCCCUCUUCCUGGUGGUCCUGGAAUCCCUCCACCCCCUCCAUUUCCUGGAGGCCCUGGCAUUCCUCCACCUCCACCAGGAAUGGGUAUGCCUCUACCUCCCCCUUUUGGAUUUGGAGUUCCUGCAGCCCCAGUUCUGCCAUAUGGAUUAACCCCAAAGAAGCUUUACAAGCCAGAAGUGCAGCUCCGGAGGCCAAACUGGUCCAAGUUUGUCGCUGAGGACCUUUCCCAGAACUGCUUCUGGACAAAGGUGAAGGAGGACCGCUUUGAGAACAAUGAACUUUUUGCCAAACUUACCCAUGCCUUCUCUGCCCAGACCAAGACAUCAAAAGCCAAGAAGGAUCAGGAAGGUGGAGAAGAAAAGAAAUCUGUGCAAAAGAAAAAAGUAAAAGAGUUAAAGGUGUUGGAUUCAAAGACAGCGCAGAAUCUCUCAAUUUUUCUGGGUUCCUUCCGCAUGCCCUAUCAAGAGAUUAAGAAUGUCAUCCUGGAGGUGAACGAGGCUGUUCUGACCGAGUCCAUGAUCCAGAACCUCAUUAAGCAGAUGCCAGAGCCAGAGCAGUUAAAAAUGCUUUCCGAACUGAAGGACGAAUAUGAUGACCUAGCAGAGUCAGAGCAGUUCGGCGUGGUGAUGGGCACUGUGCCCCGCCUGCGGCCGCGCCUCAAUGCCAUCCUCUUCAAGCUGCAGUUCAGUGAGCAGGUGGAGAACAUCAAGCCCGAGAUCGUUGCCGUGACUGCCGCAUGUGAGGAGCUGCGGAAGAGCGAGAACUUCUCUAGCCUUCUGGAGAUCACCUUGCUUGUCGGCAACUAUAUGAAUGCUGGUUCCAGGAACGCGGGGGCUUUUGGCUUCAACAUCAGCUUCCUCUGUAAGCUUCGGGACACCAAGUCCGCAGACCAGAAGAUGACGUUGCUGCACUUCUUGGCGGAGUUGUGUGAGACCGAGUAUCCCGACGUCCUCAAGUUUCCAGAUGAGCUAGCCCACGUGGAGAAAGCCAGCCGAGUUUCUGCUGAAAACUUACAAAAGAAUCUAGAUCAGAUGAAGAAACAGGUUUCCGAUGUGGAACGUGAUGUUCAGAAUUUCCCAGCGGCCACAGAUGAGAAAGACAAGUUUGUUGAAAAAAUGACCAGCUUCGUGAAGGACGCACAGGAGCAGUACAACAAGCUGCGGAUGAUGCAUUCUAACAUGGAGACCCUCUAUAAGGAGCUGGGCGAGUACUUCCUCUUUGACCCCAAGAAGGUGACUGUGGAAGAAUUCUUCAUGGAUCUGAACAACUUUAAGAAUAUGUUUGUGCAAGCGGUCAAGGAGAACCAGAAGCGGCGGGAGACAGAGGAAAAGAUGCGGCGAGCAAAACUAGCCAAGGAGAAGGCAGAGAAGGAGCGGCUGGAGAAGCAGCAGAAGAGAGAGCAGCUCAUAGACAUGAAUGCAGAAGGUGACGAAACAGGUGUGAUGGACAGUCUUCUAGAAGCCCUGCAGUCAGGCGCAGCAUUCCGGCGGAAGAGAGGACCCCGUCAGGCCAACAGGAAGGCCGGGUGUGCUGUCACCUCUCUGCUGGCCUCGGAGCUGACCAAGGAUGAUGCCAUGACUGCUGUCCCUGCCAAGGUGCCCAAGGGCAGUGACGGAGUCCCCACGAUCCUGGAGGAAGCCAUGGAGCUGGUUGGCCGUGCCAGCUAAUCUGGGUCCUGUGGCUGUGGCAGCUCCUCCGUGGGCCGCAGACCGUCCUGCCCUGCAGCCUGUGCCUGAGGAUCGUGGAGAUUCCCCGUGGGGUGGCCACUCCCAUCAACCGACCCUGUCUUCCUCUCUGGCCUGCUGCUCUCUGUACAUGACACUCGGCUUCAACUGCCUGGAGGCCAGAAGGAAGGGGCAGUGUCAGGGAGGCCUGAGCCCAACCCAGCCGGCCCUGGCUGUUGCGUUACCAAAGCAGGCUCCGUGUUUGCUGCUGCCUUAACCCCAAGUGUCUCCCUCUGUUACUUGGAGGCCUGUCUCAGACAAGGCCCGCCUGCUCUCUCGGCCCCUGGCUUUCCAGUGGGCUUCCUGUAGGUCAAUUUUGCUGAGUUUGUGCUUUUCUUUUGUGGUUUUUCUGGCCCUGAGAAUAGCAUGGGGCUUGUGAACUUUUGGGCUUUACCCCGCCUUUCAUUGCUGUCACCUCUCUGCCUCUCCACCCUUUCUUCUCCUGGCAGUUAUUUAUUGCUAGCGGUGUGGCAUGGGGAGCUGCUUCUAAGGAAGUGGGGGGCACAUCCCACUCUUACUCCACCUUCCUGAGAAAGGCCUCCCACAGCAAAGAGGACCACUUUUAUCCGUUCCACUGUGGCCUUGGCCAGAGCGUGUGGGCUGGCAGGAAGGACACAGGGACCCUGUGGGUCUGCCCCAGCCUGCUGCCCUGCUUUGGGCCCUUGCCUCUCUGGACCCUCUGCACCAGCCCCCGGCUACCGAGCCGUGGUCCCGCCCCGUGCCCUCCCCGGAGCUCUGGUGCGUCGCAUCUGGAGUGUGGGCUGUGUUGUGACCGUCCCAACACCUCACCCUCUGUCUCCAAGAAAAUGGGAGGUGGAGCCUCCUGGCUGAGAAAUUGUUUUGCAAAUGGAUCUAUUUUUGUAUGAGAUUUUUUUUUUUUUUUUAAGAAAAAUAAAUCUUCCUUUUCCCCUUUUCCUCCAUAAUAUAAGAGGCUUGAUGGCAGGUUCCAGAGUCUUUGGGGCUACUCCCCUCGGGCCUCAGUCCUGGCCAGGCCCUGGGACCUGCACCUCAGCUGCCACGCCUCUGGGCCCUCGGGGCCGGGGCAGCUGCUCUGCCAGCGUCCGGGUGGGCGCAGGAGGAAGCGCCUCUCUGGUUGAGUUGAACCAGGCCUGAGGGUAGUGGCGCUCUGAGACCACAGAGUUUUUAUAAAUUUAAUAUAUUUAUCAAGCCAAAUGUGCAGAUGCUAACUGGACACUCUGGGGGAGUGGGCACAGGAGUGCCCCCACACUUCACAGCCCUGUGCCCUUCUGAAACAGCGGGCAGGCCACACUGUUCGGUGGCCCCGGCCUCAGGAAGCUCAGACUCUGGCUCAGGUGGUGCUGUGCCCUCCCUGUGCUGCUGUCAUCUGCCCACCGCCAGGCAGGGAGAGAGGAAAGCACUGCUAGGACUCGGCCCAGAACCAUGGCUCCAGCGUGCGGGAGUCCUUAGGGAGACCGAGGGCACUUGCAGGAAGCCCAGCGGCUGGGAAGAAGGGCUCUGGUUGCCGGGCCUGUGUGGGGGCAGUGGCAGCUUCUCGGAGCUGUUCCCGGGAAGACUGGCGGGAGGGGCCUGCUGUUCCCUAGGUCCCCUCCUUCUGCCUGCUGACAUCUGGGGCUUUGACCCUUUCUUUUUUAAUCUACUUUUGCUAAGAUGCAUUUCAUAAAAAAAUAAGUAAAUAAGGGACAAAAUGCAAACCUGUUUCCCUCACCUCUUGGGCUUCUGGGAUGUCAUCACCUCCAGUUUGUUGGGUUUGUCUCCAACUGUUAAUAAAGCAUUGAAACUACU